GGGGGCUUCGGCGGGCGGGGCCGCAGGGAGCGGUGCGAGUGGACCCCGGGCGCCUAGUCGCGUAGUGGUCCGAGGAGCGCCCGGAGGAGCGGUGAGUGGCGGAGGAAAAAUAAAUGGAAGCCCUGCCUGAUGCAGCUGUUUUGGCGACUAGACUUAAAAACACUCUUAUCCAGUACCACAACCUUGAAGAUGAAAAGUGGCGAGUUGCUAAGAAGACGAAAGAUGUAACAAUUUGGAGGAAACCUUCAGAAGAAUUUAAUGGAUAUCUCUUCAAAGCCCAAGGUGUGAUAGACGAUGUUGUCAAUAGUGUAAUAGACCAUAUACGCCCAGGUCCCUGUCGCUUGGAUUGGGACAGCUUAAUGACCUCUUUGGAUAUUUUGGAGCACUUUGAAGAGAAUUGCUGUGUGAUGCGUUAUACAACUGCGGGUCAGCUUUGGAAUAUAAUCUCUCCAAGAGAGUUUGUUGACUUCUCCUACACUGUGGGCUAUAAAGAAGGGCUUCUAUCUUGUGGGAUAAGUCUUGACUGGAGUGAAAAGAGAUCAGAAUUUGUUCGUGGAUAUAACCAUCCCUGUGGUUGGUUUUGUGUUCCUCUUAAAGACAGUCCAAGCCAGAGUCUUUUGACAGGCUAUAUUCAGACGGAUCUGCGUGGAAUGAUUCCCCAGUCUGCAGUAGAUACAGCUAUGGCAAGCACUUUAAUUAACUUCUAUGGUGAUUUACAAAAAGCCUUACAAAAGGCAUAAUUUGCUUAAACUCACAGCAGUAGCGCAUUCUCCGGUUCAGCUCCAUCUCCUAGUUGUGUGGCUCAUAGAAAAUCACCCUUCCCUCUCUUCUGCGUAGCCUGUAGAAAAUUUUGAGAUGCUUUUGGUUUAUUUUAUUCAGAAAGUAAAUAGCUAGCUAGAGUGAGCAUCUCAGUUUUCCUAAACAGUUAUUUGCACAUUGUUUGGAAUGGUAGUGUGUCUAGGAAUGGAGAGGAUGACAGAAAUUCACCAAGAAGUAGAUAUAGGUCUUUGACAUAAACUCUCAAGAAAUUGAAUCAUGCCUCAGUAGGAAUAUUUUGGCUGCUUAGAAAUUAGAGAAAGCCAAGCUUCUUGCUGGUAGGUUAAAAUCACCUGUUUUAGAGCUUUAUAAACAUUCUGUAAAAGUUUUAACUUUGGAGGAAGUUAUAUAUUAAUGUUUUACUAUAUGUAUGCUCUGUGAGUUUAACAAUAUCUUGGACUAAAGAAAUACUACUUUUCUCUAUACUUCCUAAAGAUGAACUGCACUAUUGACUUGAACUACUUUAAAUAUUGAAAAUAUCAGAAAUAAGAAUAGGUAUCCUAAUACAAUGCAAUUCAGUUUUGAUACCUAGAUAACAGUAUUUUGUAGAUACCUUUAAAAAUAUAUUUGUAUCCUUAUGUGCUUUUAUUUUGGGAGUCUUAAAAGCCUUUAUGCAUGAAUAAGACAGUGCAAAAAACUGCCAGAUAUGUGCUGGGAUACCACGUUGAUUGAGCAAUAUUCUGGGUUGUGUGAAAUGGGUAGUGGUAUCCAGUACUAACCAACAGAGAAUCAUCUUUUUAGAAAGUUAGAUUUGAUGAAUGUUUUGUACCUGUUUGAGUUUUAAAUGUGUCACUCAAAUCAUAAAUUACUCACUGUAUCAUACACAUUCACAACUGUGAUGUAAUUUCAGUCUGGAACUAUAACAAAUGCAUUCAUAGAUUCAUACAAAUGCCUGGAUGAGUCAUUUCAUAGCUAGAAUGGACUUGAUUCUGUGGCUGCAUCAGGCGAACAUUCCUGAAUG
Capra hircus (goat) is the source of this 1777-nucleotide messenger RNA. RefSeq names its product StAR related lipid transfer domain containing 4 (gene STARD4). Gene Ontology annotation, biological process: intracellular cholesterol transport; cholesterol transport involved in cholesterol storage; cholesterol import. Gene Ontology annotation, cellular component: cytosol; endoplasmic reticulum. NCBI's taxonomy places the organism in Eukaryota, Metazoa, Chordata, Mammalia, Artiodactyla, Bovidae. The transcript has 6 exons. The record is from RefSeq and is a predicted model, not a curated record. Bases 114 to 740 code for a protein of 208 amino acids. Gene Ontology annotation, molecular function: cholesterol binding; cholesterol transfer activity.